Molecule: messenger RNA, 1956 nt
Organism: Klebsormidium nitens
Lineage: Eukaryota; Viridiplantae; Streptophyta; Klebsormidiophyceae; Klebsormidiales; Klebsormidiaceae
Source: the annotation of a GenBank genome assembly
AUGGCCCCUUAUGGAGGGCCUGCCAUGCGUGGGGGACCCCUUCAAGAAAAAGGAAACAGACGCUCGGUCAAGCCACAAGCCCCGACACCGACCAAGCCCGCCGCUCGAGCCGCCGCCAGGCAGCCCGUCCGGCAUGACAUCAGCAUAUCCGACGUUCCUGGCCUGAGUGACGACCGCAUGUUUGCCCGCCCCGAGAAAAGCUUUGCUCAGCCAGACACGAUGUCCUCCCCUAGUUAUCAUUCUGAGGAAUCCGAAGUUGCGGAAAGGAUCCGCUUGCUAGAGCUUCGACUAGCUGAAUCACAGAGGGGGGGGCAACAACAAAGUGGGUUUGACGCGGGGUAUGGGAGAGGUAGCUUCGGGGGGGGUGCAGAAGUGAGGGCCUCGGGGGAGGGGGAAAAAGGGGCACACAAAUUUAUGUCGGGGCUGGCGACGAUGCACCGAGGGACAGGGGGGGCCAAUGAGCUGCAGGCAGCUUACGAGAAAAAGCUGCAAUACCAGAGGGAACUAGAUGAACAGGUUAGACUGAAACGAGAGAAGCAAGGACUCGAAAAUAGCAACGGCAGAGCACACCAGUCGGUUGCCCUCUCUGGAGCGGGAAGUCCCGGAGCGUGGUCGUCUUUUGGGGGGGGUCCCUCCAACGUCCUUCGUGACAGGGGGGCCCAGAACCAGCUUAGCAGCCCCCCCCCUCAGCGAACCGGCGGGGACUCUGCUCUUAUGAGCCCGGUCCAAUGUCUGUCGCCAAAAAUCAUGGACCCCCCUUCGUGGGCUGCCCCGGCGAUGUCGGGCUCCCAGGGGGGUGCUCGCUCCAGCGAAUCCAGCCCCCUGCGCAAUAGCAUGUUCAUGUCGUCCCUGCGCGAGCUCAAAGCGGGGCCGUCGCCCGAGCAGCUCUCGGCCGCGCAACUGAAGCGGCAACAGCUGAUAGCAGACCUAGAUGAGCAAGUGCGGAUAAAGAAGGCCCAGAAAGAACGCGAGAAGAGAGACCAAGAGGGGAGAGAUGCACGGAGCGCAGCUCGCAUCAGUGGAACGGGCCUCACGUCUUCCUUCAUGCAGCCGACGUCAUCGUACGCGCAGUCCACGUCACCUUACGCACAGACAACGUCAUUAUACGCACAGCCCACUUUGCCCUUCGCUAGUCACGUGUCCGACGCAUACGCGAGCCACGUGUCCGAAACGGACGUCCGUCGUCAGGAGCAGGAGGAGCUCGCGGCGCUAAAGUGCGCGCAGGCGCACGCGCAGGAAGCGCACCUCGCGCAAAUGCUGGAGUCGCUCAGAGCAGAGCAGGCCGCGACGAAAGCGCGCGGGGCGCUGGAAGCGGAGGCGCGCGAGAACGCGCGGGGGGCCAGGGAGAACGCGCGCGCGUUUCAGGAGCGAGGGGUGCAGGAACUAGGGGCGCGAGAAAGUGCGCAGGAGAACGAGAUCCAGGCGGCGCUGCGCGCGCUAAGGGUGGAGCAAGCGGCGAUGAAGGAACGGUUUUCGAGUCAGGAGGACACGAUCGUAAAUCUGCAAAGGGAAGCCGCGGCCGCGGCGCGCGAGCGGGACGAGGCGCGACAGCAACUAGAGCGGGUGCAGCGAGGGCGGAACGCCCGGCCGGACUCCGGAACAAGCGACGGAAGCAGCAGCACAAAAUCGGUGGGCCAGUUCCUUGUUUCCGACUCCCGGCUCAUGCCCCGGUCUGUCAACCACAUCCCCGACGCGGGAAAAGGCGGAUCAGCACCGGCCACACGGGGGAAGCUUCCCUCGGGGCGUACAGCCAGCCCCUCGGUUGUGAGAAAGAAACUGGUGAAGUCACCAGCCAUCAUAGUGACGUCGACGGACCAGAGUCUUCCAGCCAAGUGGGCCAGAAAAGUUCCUGCCGCGCCAGCCCACGAAACGCGCGCGAGCAGUAAAGCCGCAUCGCACGCGGAGAAGCUGGCCAAGCUGCAGCAGAGCAGGGCGGCAGGCAGGCUCUGGACGUAA